This is a messenger RNA of Austrofundulus limnaeus, 1366 nucleotides long. It is a transcript of the gene rptor, whose product is annotated as regulatory associated protein of MTOR, complex 1. The record is from RefSeq and is a predicted model, not a curated record. Gene Ontology annotation, molecular function: protein-macromolecule adaptor activity; protein binding. NCBI's taxonomy places the organism in Eukaryota, Metazoa, Chordata, Actinopteri, Cyprinodontiformes, Rivulidae. Gene Ontology annotation, cellular component: cytoplasm; TORC1 complex. Gene Ontology annotation, biological process: cellular response to amino acid stimulus; positive regulation of cell growth; TORC1 signaling.
CGUCAACGGAGACGUCCGGUUCUUCGAGCCUCGAUCGCCGGACUCCAUCAGCGUCCUGCAGACCGUAAAGGGAUUAACGGCUCUGGACAUCCACCCUCAGGCCAACCUCUUCGCCUGCGGAUCGAUGAACCAGUUCAUAGCCGUCUACAACACUAACGGAGACGUGAUCAGCAACAUUAAAUACUACGACGGCUUCAUGGGGCAAAGAAUCGGUGCCAUCAGCUGUUUAGCCUUCCAUCCUUACUGGCCUCACCUGGCGGUCGGCAGCAAUGAUUACUACAUGUCCAUCUACUCUGCAGAGAAGAGGCUCAGAUAACACCAGCGCCCCCCUCCCUCCCCUGCAGGACGUAAAGGACGUUUCUCUUGUACAGAUCCUCCACCCACCGAAUGUUUCAGAGAUGGCUGCUGAUAAACCCGUGUUCAGAAUGACUCUAUACAUACAUAUAAAUAUCUAUAUUAGUAUUAUUGUUUAUUCUUAUUAUGGAGCUAAUGAUUGUCCACUUGGCUGCGCUGAGGAGUCUGUUUAUUUAAACAACAGCAGAAGAAGAAGAGGAUCUAUUUUAUCGAGCGCAGCGAGCAUCACUACCUGACUGAACUUUGACCUCACCUGUACGUGGCCCGGACUUUAACACACACACACACACACACACCUGAGGUUUCUGCCCUGCUGCCUGGAAGGACGGACCCUCCGCCUGCUCCUCCUCAUCCUCCUCAUCAUCACCGAGCUUCUCGCUGUGCCUCAGAGGCUGUUUCUGUUUUUACCUGAGCACCUGUUCAGAGUUUACGACACAUCCUCCUGUUUUCAUCAUCAUCCUGUAAUCGCUGCAGCUCCCCCCGCCUCCYUCGCUGACAGGAAGUGAUUAUUUGGUCAAACCGCAGGAGGUCAGCUGUUUUUCUAAUCGCUCUCAGGUUUGUUUGGUUUGGUUUAACCGCCAGUCUGCUGUGUUUUGGUCAUGUUCUGGAGAGCUGGAGAUGUUUCUCCAGGUUUCUCCAGGUCUUUGUGCAGAAUCAACGUGUCAAAUUUGUUACAAUUUGUUUCUAAUUUAUUAUUUUACUUCAUUCAUUUUGUUGGACGUUCCCUCCACGAUUGCCUCCUUUCAUGGCCCCGCCCCUCUGCAUCACGUGACCUCUCCCCCCUCCUCCUCCUGCAGAAGGAGUGAAGUUUAAAACCUCCCACGGCGUUCUCUGACCCUCGGCACCAGAACCACGGUCCGGCUUUGAGUUUUAAGGUUUUAGAUUGGAAGACAGAGAGUUUUUGUGGCAGCAGUAAAAGAAGGAAACAUUCAGAACAAUCAGGUUUGUCUGUGAGACUUCAGAUGGUUUCUGUGGUUUAGAAGAGUUGAAAUAAACCAAAUCCAACACCUGA